Molecule: messenger RNA, 6473 nt
Organism: Eublepharis macularius
Lineage: Eukaryota; Metazoa; Chordata; Lepidosauria; Squamata; Eublepharidae
Gene: UGGT1
Product: UDP-glucose glycoprotein glucosyltransferase 1
Exons: 41
Coding region: 180-4778 (1532 amino acids)
Cellular component (GO): endoplasmic reticulum
Molecular function (GO): UDP-glucose:glycoprotein glucosyltransferase activity
Source: RefSeq, a predicted model, not a curated record
GCUGCCUUCGUCCCUCAGCGGUUCUGAGCACGGAGCUGUAUGUGCAUCGUCGGCGGUUUCCUGCUGCUGCUUUGGAAAGGUCAUUCGGAAUCGCGAUUAGUUCAGGGAGCCCAGGAUCCAGGGAGUCAGAAGUGCAAGGAACGAGGCAGCGAAUCCUCGGAACGGUGUUUUUGUAUAAAAUGGGAUUUCUUAUUGUGGUUAUUGGAAUCUGGGUGAGCUCUUCCCUGGUAAAAGCAGAUUCAAAAGCAGUGACGACCUCCUUGACUACUAAGUGGUUUUCCACACCUUUAUUACUUGAAGCAAGUGAAUUUUUAGCGGAAGAAGCUCAAGAGAAAUUUUGGAGUUUUGUUCAAACCUGUCAAGACUUUGGAUCAUCUGAUGGUACUGAGUAUUCCUCUUACAAUGCAAUCCUGAAAGCAGCUUCCCAGAAUCUUUCUCCUUUGCAGCAAAACUUAUUGAAAUUUGCUUUGUCAUUGCGUUCCUAUUCUGCUACUGUCCAAGCCUUUCAGCAGAUAGCUGCUGAUGAGCCCCCACCAAAGGGAUGUAAUGCCUUCUUUGUGGUCCAUGGAGAGAAGACUUGUGAAUUUGACAAACUUGGAAUACUUUUACAAACAGCUUCAGAGAGGCCAAAGCCUUUUAUGUUCAAAGGAGACCACAAAUAUCCAGUUUCAAACCCUGAAAGCCCUGUUGUGAUAACAUAUGCUGAAAUUGGCUCAAAGGAGUUGUCUAGAUACCAUCCGCUACUUGUGUCAAAAGCCAACGCAGGAGAAAUCACUUACAUCCUCAGGCAUUACAUUGCUAAUCCAAGCAAAGAAAAAGUCUACCUGUCAGGCUACGGAGUAGAGCUGGCCAUUAAAAGCACAGAAUAUAAGGCCAAGGAUGAUACCCAGGUGAAAGGUGCAGGUAUGAAUGCAACAGUUAUAGGGGAAAAUGACCCCAUUGAUGAAGUGCAAGGAUUUCUGUUUGGAAAAUUAAGGCAGCAACAUCCAAAUUUGCAAGAAGAAUUAAAAGAAUUAAGAAAACAUCUUGUUGAAAGUACCAAUGAAAUGGCGCCAUUAAAAGUGUGGCAGUUACAAGAUUUAAGUUUCCAAACAGCUGCCCGCAUUCUGUCUGCUCCUACUGUGGAUGCUUUGAUGGUCAUGAAAGAUUUAAGCCAGAAUUUUCCAACUAAGGCUAGAGCAAUAACGAAGACAGUGGUAUCAGCAGAACUCAGGACAGAAGUUGAAGAGAACCAAAAGUACUUCAAAGGGACACUAGGAUUACAAGCUGGAGAUUCUGCCCUGUUCAUCAAUGGACUACAUAUAGAUCUAGAAACACAGGACAUAUUCAGUUUGUUUGAUGUGCUGCGGAAUGAAGCUCGUGUUAUGGAAGGGCUGCACAGUUUAGGAAUCGUAGGUUUUUCCAUGCACAAUGUGUUAAAGCUAAACAUCCAACCAUCAGACUCUGACUAUGCUGUAGAUAUCAGGAGUCCAGCUAUUUAUUGGAUCAAUAAUCUUGAAGUUGACAGCAAAUACAGUUCUUGGCCUUCCAGCGUCCAGGAGCUUCUGCGCCCUACCUUUCCUGGUGUGAUCAGACAGAUAAGGAAAAACUUUCAUAAUUAUGUACUCAUAGUAGACCCAUCCCAUGAAAACACAGCAGAAUUGCUCAGUUUGGCUGAAAUGUUCCUUAGUAACCACAUACCUCUGAGGAUUGGUCUAGUCUUUGUGGUUAAUGACUCGGAAGAUGUUGAUGGAUUACAGGAUGCUGGGGUUGCCCUCCUUCGAGCCUACAAUUACAUUGCACAAGAAGUAGACAACAGUUAUGCCUUCCAGACAGUUAUAUCUAUAUAUAAUAAAGUAAGCACAGGGGAGAAACUGAAAGUGGAACAUGUGGUUAGUGUUCUUGAGAAGCAGUAUCCCUAUGUAGAAGUAAAUAGCAUCCUGGGAGUUGAUUCUGCCUAUGAUCAAAACCGAAAGGAAGGACACGGUUAUUAUAAGCAGACUGGUGUGGGCCCCCUACCAAUUGUGCUUUUUAAUGGGAUGCCCUUUCAAAAAGAACAGUUAGAUCCUGAUGAACUGGAAACUGUGACCAUGCAUAAAAUUCUGGAAACCACCAGCUUUUUCCAAAGAGCUGUGUACUUGGGUGAGCUGUCAAAUGAUCAAGAUGUGGUUGAAUAUAUCAUGAACCAGCCUAAUGUUGUUCCAAGAAUCAACUCUCGAAUCUUGAUGGCUGACAGAGAGUACCUGGAUUUAACUGCAACUAAUAAUUUCUAUGUGGAUGAUUUUGCCAGAUUUACAGUUCUGGACUCCAAAGACAAGACAACAGCUGUAGCUAACAGCAUGACUUACUUGACCAAGAAAGGGAUGUCCUCCAAGGAAAUCUAUGAUGAUUCUUUUAUUCGACCAGUGACCUUCUGGAUCGUUGGAGACGUUGACAAACCAUCUGGCAGGCAGUUGUUAUAUGAUGCAAUCAAACACCAGAAAUCCAGUAACCAUGUCCGGAUUGGCAUGAUUAACAACCCCAGUGAAGACCCAGAUAGUGAGAAUACAGUAAUUGCCAGGGCCAUAUGGGCAGCCUUGCAGACACAAACAUCGAACAAUGCCAAAAACUUCAUUACAAAAUUAACCAAAGAGGAAAAUGCCAAGGUGCUGGAGGCUGGAGCUGAUAUCACUGAAUUUGCUGUUGGAGGUAUGGACAUGGAUACCUUUAAAGCUGCCUUUGAAUCUACUAAAGUGGAUUUUAUUCUUUCUCAUGCCAUGUACAGCAGGGAUGUCCUUAAGCUGAAGAAAGGACAGAGGGCAGUGAUCAGCAAUGGAAGGAUUAUUGGCCCACUGGAAGAUGGUGAGCUGUUUAACCAGGAUGACUUUCACUUGCUAGAAAAUAUUAUGCUAAAGACCUCUGCGCAGAAAAUAAAAUCUCAUGUUCAGGAACUAGGAGUGGAGGAAGAUCUUGCAAGUGAUCUUGUGAUGAAGGUGGAUGCCCUUCUGUCUGCUCAGCCAAAAGGAGAGGAAAGAAGGGAAAACCUUUUUUUUGAAGACAAACAUAGUGCAAUUAAGUUGAGACCAAAGGAGGGACAGACAUAUUUUGAUGUUGUGGCUGUUGUUGACCCUGUUACCAGAGACGCACAAAGAAUUGCUCCAUUACUUAUGGUGUUGAACAAACUAAUAAACAUGAACCUGGUAGUUUUUAUGAACUGCCAGUCCAAACUCUCUGACAUGCCUUUGAAAAGCUUUUAUCGCUAUGUUUUGGAGCCAGAGAUCAUUUUCUCACCAGACAAGCUUUUAAUUCCUGGGCCGGUUGCCACAUUCUUGGACAUGCCCCAGUCUCCUUUGUUUACUUUGAAUCUAAAUACUCCAGAGAGCUGGAUGGUGGAGUCUGUACGAACAAGAUAUGAUCUUGACAACAUUUAUUUAGAGGAGGUGGAGAGUAUAGUGGCAGCAGAGUAUGAAUUAGAGCACCUCCUUUUGGAAGGGCACUGCUAUGAUAUCACUACAGGACAGCCUCCCCGGGGGCUUCAAUUUACACUAGGAACAUCAACAGACCCUGUGGUGGUUGACACCAUUGUCAUGGCCAACUUAGGCUACUUCCAAUUAAAAGCCAAUCCUGGUGCAUGGUUUCUGAGACUCAGAAAGGGGAGAUCUGAGGACAUCUAUAGAAUCUACAGCCAUGAUGGCACAGAUUCUCCUCCUGAUGCCAGUGAAGUUGUUGUUGUUAUCAGCAAUUUUAAGAGCAAAAUAAUCAAAGUGAAGGUUCAAAAGAAACUAGAUAUGAUAAAUGAAGAUCUUCUAAGUGAUGGAACUAAUGAGAAUGAGUCAGGAUUUUGGGAAUCUCUUAAAUGGGGGUUUACAGGUGGACAGAAGAAAGAAGAGCUGAAGCAGGAUAAAGAUGAUGUGAUCAAUAUAUUUUCUGUGGCAUCAGGACAUCUAUAUGAGAGAUUCCUUCGCAUAAUGAUGUUAUCUGUGCUGAAACACACACAGACUCCAGUGAAAUUCUGGUUCUUGAAGAAUUAUUUGUCACCAACAUUUAAGGAGUUCAUCCCAUAUAUGGCUGAAAAGUACAAUUUCCAGUAUGAACUAGUCCAGUACAAAUGGCCACGAUGGCUUCACCAGCAAACAGAGAAGCAGCGUAUCAUUUGGGGUUACAAAAUCCUCUUUCUGGAUGUGCUUUUCCCCCUCGCAGUUGAUAAAUUCCUGUUUGUAGAUGCUGACCAGAUUGUACGGACAGACCUCAAGGAGCUAAGGGAUUUCAACUUGGAUGGUGCACCAUAUGGUUAUACGCCAUUCUGUGACAGCCGGCGAGAGAUGGAUGGCUACCGAUUCUGGAAAUCAGGAUACUGGGCAAGUCACUUGGCUGGAAGAAAAUAUCACAUCAGUGCUCUCUAUGUGGUAGAUCUGAAGAAGUUCAGAAAGAUAGCUGCUGGUGACCGGCUCCGAGGACAAUAUCAAGGUCUUAGCCAAGAUCCCAACAGUUUAUCCAACCUUGAUCAGGACUUGCCCAAUAACAUGAUCCAUCAGGUGCCCAUUAAAUCACUUCCACAAGAGUGGCUUUGGUGCGAAACAUGGUGUGAUGAUUCGUCAAAGAAGAAAGCAAAAACCAUUGAUCUGUGUAAUAACCCAAUGACCAAAGAGCCCAAGCUGGAGGCAGCUGUGAGGAUUGUUCCCGAGUGGCAGGACUACGAUCAAGAAAUUAAGCAGCUGUACAGCCAUUUCCAACAAGAGAAAGCAACAGGAGCAUUCUCUAAAACAAAUGGAACAGAACAGCCAGGUCAAGAAGGAAUGUCAGCGCACACAGAAUUAUGAUCCAUGGAGACAAACCAAGUGAGACUGUUUCAAAGACAAUUUUUCUAUCAAAUACUAGUUUUUUCUAGUAUGUUUGCAGAACUGCUGAGUAAACUGAAGCGGUGUGAUGAUGUAUCUUGCUUGGUUGAAUUGAUUUCUGCAGAUGGAAUGGGAUCUGGAUGCUUAGAAUGAGCGUAACUGGCUUUAUUUACACCUGCAAGAGACGGAAGAGUCUAUUGAGGAAUGUUAAAUUCUGGUAACGUUUUGAAGCACCCUGAAAAGCAAGCUUCAGGUCUCUUCUUCAACUUUUGGUAGAGGACACCACUGAACAUCAAGAUUGUGUUGGUUGCACCUACCUUUCUGGGCAGCCAGAGGAAAAGUGCUACUCAGAGAAAGGGCAGAACACUGAGAAUAUGCAGGCUGUUACCUCACAAGGUUUUGAGGAAGAGCAAAAAUUUUUAUGGCUGGAAUAGGGCUUGGUAACAUCCCUGGAAUUGACAGACAGGUGCUGAAUUGGAUUCAGGGUUUCUUCCUCUCUUUCUUUCGUUAUGCCCUUGAUUUUGGUUUUAGAACUGCAGUACUUUCAUUUUAAAUGGGACAUUGUGAAUAUCCCAUUUAAUCUAUCAUACAACAAAAUGUCAAAGAAACCCCAACCUCUUCAAAAAUGUACAUUUGCAAAUAAAUGUAUAUUUUAAUCAAGCAAUCAUCCAAAAUUUUCCCCCAUUGGAGAAGAUGCCAAGAUGUCUUCUUGACAUAUUUCCUCAAAUUCACUAAAGACUGCAAAAUAAUUAGGGCAUUAAUACUCUUGCAGAUUUCUCAUUUCAUGAAUGUACUUUGUUGAUGCUGAUCUGUGGAAGUUUCUUGGUUAUGUAAAUUUCAUAAAUUUAUUUUUCCUCAACACCCAAAUGGUGUCAGAAAAAUAAAGCCUUAGAGUUCCUAGAUCUUUUCUCUAAUUCUCCUCUUUCAAACCUCUUUAAUCAUUUUAUUUUGAUUUUUCUUAAUGCUUUUUAAUGUAAAGCACUAGUUGACUUCUUUUGUUUUCAAUAUUGUUCUAAAUUCACACUUUUUAAUUUAUCAGGACUUGUAUAUUUUACGUUUCAGGUGCACAGAGCAGAACAUACCAUGUUUGUUCCCUUCACCUUGGGUUAAAAUUAUUUUGGAGUUUUUCCCUCCAUUUAUAAUUUUAAAAAAUCUUUUGCCUGUCAAGUAGGUCCAGCCCAAAAAUACUGCAUUUACAAUGUGCUGAACAACUUUGUACAGGUUUUGAGGUCUUGUCCAUUCACUACAAAAAGCAUAAGCUUUUGAGAACCACAACUCUCCUGACGAAAAUAGCUGUGGUUCUUGAAAGUUUAUGCUACAAUAACGUUGGUUUGUCUUAAAGGUGCUACUGGACUCUACUAUUUUGCAACUACAGACUAACACAGCUAACUACUUUGGAUCUACAAAAAGCAUGACAUUUUUGUUGAUCUGCUCCUUUCUGGACAUUGGUUGGUGGGCACUCUGCUAUAGAAAAGUGUUACCUCCACAGUUCAUGCCUAAUAUUGGAUAUUCUUAAAUAGGUCUACAAACAAGAGAACAGAAUGCUACUUUGUAUUUAUAUGACUAUGCUAAGUUGGCGUAAUUACAGCUUUUGACCAUAGAAUUUUAAAAAAAAACAACCCAGAAUAUUUUCUUAUUAUGAAAUGUAUUUAUUUAAUUGAGUCCAGUAGCACCUUU